UGACGUUCUCAGAAAAACAGGUUACGCCAUAUUGUCAGUUUCCGAUGCGAGCGCUAACGUUACAUUCCUGCAAAAAUGACAAAAUAGCUGACUUUAUCGACAGCAGACGCUAAGAUGGCGCACACAGGGGCAAUGGAAGACGCACUCGUGGAUGAUGGCUCUGCCCAGCAGGGGUCUGGUAUCUGCCUGCGAAGUCGACCAUGCUCCAGCGAGAGAGACGGUCAGGUACGAGCUGUCAAAGCUGCUCUUCAGUCCAGGUUGGGGCCCUACGAGCGCGUCCUGACCUACCUGCAGUCCGUCCUAGUGUGGGAGAGACCCCUACAGUGUGUGCUUCUCUAUACUGUAGUCAACGUUGUGUUUUGGUUCUUCGCCCUGACCUCACUGCGCCUGCUGUUCCUGCUGGCUUCUGGUCUGGCUAUAGUUGUCUGUGUUGAUACCUGGAAAAAUAAGAUCUGGCCUGAGAUUGGAGUCAGAAACUUGGAUGAAUCAGAAAAUGAAAGCUGGGGUCUGGUGCAGCCUGACAUCCUCAGUGUGCCUGAACUUUGCCACCACAUCGCUGAGGCCUGGGUCAGCGGAGCAGUCCUCGCAUCCAGUGUGGUGCAAUACAAACAACAAAACCCUGGCAAGUUCUGCAUCCUGACCUGUGGAGUGUUCACCUGCCUCGCUGUGGUUGGACGCUACAUUCCUGGAGUGGUGCUCUCCUACUCUGCUGUGUGGGCUACUCUUCUGGCUCCUCUGGGGGCCUAUCACAGGGUUUUUCAGCAUGUAUGCGUGAAGCUGGAGCCGGUCCUGCAGCGACUGGACUUCAGUGUUUGUGGAUACAUGAUGUCAAAGCCCAUUGAUAACCAGUUCCUGCGGAGGCCUAUCCGUGGUGCAGCCUCAGGGGAAGACAGUGAUAGCGAGGAGGAGUUGGCUGCUUUCUGCCCAACGUUUGAUGAUGCUGUUGUUGCGAAGGAACUUGCAUUGACCGACUCUGAGCACUCUGACGCUGAAGUUUCCUACACUGAUAAUGGAACAUUUAACAUAUCACGUGGCCAGACCCCGCUCACAGAGGGCUCUGAGGAUCUUGACAGACACAGUGAUGCUGAGGAAUCUUUUGCUCAAGACCUCCCAGACUUCCCCUCCAUAAACCCCGAUGCCACUCUGAUGGAUGAUGAUGAUGACACGAGCAUAGGUCUGCCUAGUCUGGGUAUGUCUGGGCUGACUAGUCAUCGGGCUUCAGUGCUGGAUGUAGAUUCACAUCUGGACUCAGAUCAGGAGGAUCUGGAUGCCGAACUUUCUCUCAGCGGCCUGCCACCUGCUUCUGAUUUCUCUGGAGAAUUGGCCGGAGUCAUUGCCAGCAACAUGAUCCAGGCAGCGCUGGCCGGGGCGCUGCAACCUCGGCCUCCCGCUUCUCAGCGCAGAGAGGGCCCCCCAAGAGCCGGGGCUCACAGAAGUUACCGAAAGCAGUCCAGCUCAGAGCUGGACACAGACUUGGAUGGAGAGGAUUUUGAAAUGCUGGAUCAGUCUGAACUGAGCCAGAUGGAUCCCCUCGGAGGAGGAGGAGGAGGGGGAAGUAGACGGGGAGAGAGCCAGGGGUCUACCUUCUUGUCCAGCCUGCUGGGUAAACCGCAGUAAAGUGUGCAUGUGUGCGUGCGUGUGUGCGUGCAUGUGUGAGUGCGUGUGGGUGUAGGUGGGCGCAUGUGUCUGUACGCCUGUGUUCAACUUCAUGGGCAGUGUUGGUGUUGAUGAGCUGUGAUUGUGAGAGAGGAUUUUUAGGUUCCAGCAGCCCUGCUUCUGAUUGGCAUCAGUUUAUCACUGUGAAGAACUUGUUUCAAUCUUUUCAAACUUUUAAUUUGAAACCCUGAUCAUCCAGAAAACCUUUUACUUUGUAGGCUGAGCAAUAGGAGGUGCAACAACAAAACAUAAAACACAUUCAGACAUUUAAUAAACCAGCAUUAUAGAACCUCGUUGCAGUCUUGUAAGUAUAUGCACCCAUAAAUUACAAGGGUACUUAAGUCAAUAACAACAGUGCCCAUAAAAUCUUUUCUACCUGGAGGUCAAGACAUACAGGGCUAUUUAACAUGGGACCAAAUAUGACAUUCCUGUUGGUUGAGCUGAGCCAUGUUACUUUAAAAAUAACAUUAUGGAACAGAAUUACAUCUUAAAUUUUAAAGUUUUCUUUCUUCAGUGAAAUAGAUGAACAAACUGUUUUUCAUCACAUUUUAUCAAAGAACCAGCAGUUGUUGCUUUCGAUAGUCCUCUGCUGUCCUCUGAUGUAACAUGGCUAUGAUCUUUUAGGAGAUGAUAUAUUUAAUGUUACAGGUUUACAGAUUUGAAUUUACAUUUUUUUUUUUAAAACAUUUGUCAGCAGUUGUGGAUUUGGACAGCAAUUCUCAUUUAUUAGCAAUAAUAUAUGGAUAAAAGUUUCCGUUCUCUGUAUGAUUUUAUUUUAUUUUUUAAUUUUAUGCUGUCUAACAUCUUCAUACAUUUUUUGAGCCUCUUUUCUUGAGAGUGUCACAUUACAGUCUUAAGUUCUCUGACCUGGAGGAACACUUGAUGUUAUGUUUGUUGUUCAUCGUAUUUCUCGUAUUUCUCGAACUCGUGCCCCAGGGGGAGGUCUGUUUCUUUUUUCUGUGUGAGUAAGUUCAGAAUAUUUUUCCAUUUUCCUGCCCUUUAAUACAGCUCAGUAACAUAUUGUGUCCAUGUUUAAUACCUUGAAUGAGCCCUCAGCUAUGUGUGUCCAGAAGUGAUAUUUAAGCAAAUUUCUUUGUAUCUUCUAUCAUCCUUGUAUUUCAUGUAGUUGAGUCAUACUGAACUUUUUAAGAGAAAAAUCAAAUAUUCUUCAGUUCAUAGAUCUUUUACUAUUUUAAUGGGGAAACAAGUUUACAUCAAAAUUGGGUAAAGAAAGUUAUCCUAAUAUCCUUUUACAAAAAAAGUGUUAGUAUGUAAAGGUUUAAAGUGGCUUUUGUUUGCAGGUCAGCCUGAUUUUAUUUGAUGGACAAACCAUGUCAGUAUGUCAAAACUUAGCUGUGGAAAAAGCACUUAAAACUUAAAUGAGCCACAGUUGAGAUUUAUUGAAAUAAAAUAUAUCAAGAGUCUAAAAAUGCUGGGGUUUUAAUAGAGGGGGGAAAACUCUUUAACUGUGUUAUUUUGAGAGGAAAAUCAUAGCUGCAAUAGAUUUAGCACAAUAGAAAAACUGCUGGAUCCACAUUCAUUGAGUUGGUAUAGAAAAAGUGUGCACUGAUAAGAAAUUGCUGGGAGUUUUAGGCUGAAAACAGGAUUAGUUUUUAUUAGUUUUUUUACUUGGUUUGGCCACCUCAUUUAACCAGAGUGUUGCUCAUUGCUGCUCCAUGAAGAGUCAGUUCCUCAGUAUGAGUGAUCUGUAAUCAGUUUGAUAAUGUAAUGUGCAUAGUAGUGUAUUUUCUUCUCUGUAACUGGUUUUGAUAUGUUUUGAUGUGCAAAUCAUAUUGAAUAAAAUGUUUGCAAAUAA
Plectropomus leopardus (leopard coralgrouper) is the source of this 3472-nucleotide messenger RNA. It is a transcript of the gene retreg3, whose product is annotated as reticulophagy regulator family member 3. The record is from RefSeq and is a predicted model, not a curated record. Lineage: Eukaryota; Metazoa; Chordata; Actinopteri; Perciformes; Serranidae. Gene Ontology annotation, biological process: reticulophagy.